AUGUCUCCUGACGCGGAGUCAGUGUCUUCUUCUUCGUCUUCCAGCUCAGAUGAAUCCGGCGCUCCUCCACCUCCGCCUUCGUCUGUGGGUUCGUCGGGUGGCGCUUUGAGGGUGUCCUAUACUUCCAGAAAGUCUCGUCACUGCACCCUGUGCAAUGCCAAGUCCACUGACCAGUCACCUCUGGAUUAUUCGGAGGAUAUUUUUCCAGAAGUGCAGGGAAGAAUCCCGUGGAGAUCUUACGAGAAGGUCAAAAUGGAUGACGGAGAGCAAGUUCGUGUGCCCUCUGGAAAGCUUUGCUUGAUUUGCUUCAACGUCUACAGAGCCCUCGGUUUGCAGGCCACGUACAAGAAAGUUGAAGACUACUUCAACUGGGUCUCCGUGAGAAAAAAUCAGGUCGUGACCGAACAUAUUUUCGGCAAAGAAAUUCAGGGCUGCUGGAUCUUGAAAGGGAAGAAAGGUGAAUACGAUUUUGAAGAGUACCAAGACACCGCUCUGCAAGAAAAAGAGCAAUUGCACAAUUCAGCAGAUGCUCCCUUUUCUGAAGAAGCUUUGGGCCGCAAACGCAAAGCCAUGAUGGACGAGUUCGUGGAAAGCUCCACUACGAGAGACAAGGCCAGUGUGGAAGGCCAAGAAUUGCCCAUGCAAGGUUUGCUUGCAGCCAUCCAAAUGGGACAUGAUCCAUCUUCUGGUUCCACUGGUGAGGCGGUUUCCACCGUUUCCGCCUCCGGCGAGGUUCAAAGCCAUGAAGCAGAAGAGGAGUCCACCAGCGACUGCGCGUCAGAAGAGGAAGAGGCCCGCCCAAGCCUUUCGUUCGCCCCCCGACCGCCGAAGGCCAAAGCCCAUGGCAAGCCUGCGGCGAAGCCUCAGGCUAAAGGAAGCACGCAGCCGUCGAAAGCUCCAAGUUCUUCUGUCGUGCCUGUCCCUGCACCCAGUGCGCCAGCCGCCAAGAAGACCACCAAGACAGAGCCUGCUCCCAGCAAAGUUCCCAGCAAAGGCACAAAAGCUUUGCAACAAAGCGGCAGCGACCAAAGCUUAGAGAGCGCAGCGACGCUGCUUGCAGACGGUCGGGCCCAGAGGGCCUUGAAGAAUUUGCAGGAGAGUGUUGCCAAAUGGAAGUCCCAGCUGGCAGACAUUCGGGUCGACGAUGCGCCUCCUGCGCCUGAUGCCCAGGCUCAGACCAAAUUUAAGCAAGCGUGCAUAGACAGAGCCAAUGUUGCCAAGGCCUUGGCCCGGCAAGCCCGAGACUAUGGCAAGCGCAUGGACAAGAGUUCCAACAAGGACAAUUUCUUAGGGGAGCUCGAGGAACUGCAAAAGGUGGAGUUUGCUGCUGUGGCUGUCCAGGCCUUGUUUCAGAUAGCUGGUGCGCAAAAUUCAGCUCCAACUGCUGUUGUCAAAGCCUUUGAGGAUGCCAGCGAGCAUGUUGAUCUCUUAGGCUGCAACGCUCUCGGAGCAGGUUUCCAGCUCAAGUACGCUUUUGCAAAGGCGGGCUCGCAUUGUUUGUACCAGGAGUACGAAAAGUAUUGCGCCGCCUUCUUGGGGUCUUCUGAGUUGAUGAAGGGCCUUGCCGAGAACAUUGGCCAAGAUAGUCUGCAGAACCACGUCAUGGCAGAAAUGGAAGGCCGCCUCACUUUGGCUUUGAGGACCAUUAAGCCAACCGACGUCCAAGCUGUUGUCAAUGGUCUUGAGGAGCCCUCCAAUCUUCAAGAGUGCGCUGAUCUGUGCAAAGCGGUCAUGGACGUCGGUCAGAAACAUGGCUCUGACUUUUUGGCUUCUGGCCUUGGCAAAGCUUGCACGAUUGCCUUUGGCAUAGUUAGUUCUGCAGAUAUUGAAGUAACCAAUGACGCCCUCAAAGAGAUUCAGUCAUUCAGGGAGGGCGACGCAAAGGAUGAAAAGCCAGGAGCUAUUUUGGUUUAUUUCCUGGAGCACACAGUUGGUAAAUCCUUAGUGGAUUUGGCCACUGGCCGGGUUGGAGCUGGGGAGACCGAAGCAGUUGCCACUGAACAUCUCAAGACCUUGCAAGGAGAAGUGUCCAAAUUGCAAUCAGUGUGCUACGCAGGCUCAGUUGCCGGUGUCCAACUCAUUUCUGCCGAUUUGGAACCAGUAGACAAGCUUAUUGGUGAUUGCCAGAAAAGCAUCGCAUGUCUGAAGAGCGGCAAGGACACCAAAGGCAAGAAUGCAAAACAUGAGAAGGCAGACGCAGCAGAGAGCAAACAACGACAUCGAGCGCAUGAUCGCCUGGUGGAAGCUUUGAAUGAAUACAAGGCCUCUUUCGCAGAGCGGGCGCGGGAACUUUUGCUGCAGGAGUUGAAAGCAAACCUUUCUGAGCAGUUGCUCCUUGGCGUCAUCUCUGCAAUGCUUUGGACAGUGACUGCAUGGUCACAGAAGAAGGUGCUGCAGGAUUACGAAAGCUUGUCAGUUCAGUUGUGUUCCAUGGCCAAGUUUGUCUUUUUCCAAAGCCCGAAGUUCAAGGGAAAUGCAAAGCAGCAAGUGGAUGUUAGCGCUACGGAUCUGAAAAGCUGGGUGGAAAAGCUUCCAGAAAAGUUGCUUGAAUGGGUUGGCGCUGAUUUGACCACCUCUAUGAGAGUCACAUUCUUGUCUGUUUGUGAGGAACACCAGCGCUCAUUGUUUUCAGCAGGAUUAGAUGCCGUCGCUGACGUGGUUAAGAAAUGCGUUGGUGGACCGCUGCCUGCGUGUGAUAAUCUCCUGCAGCAGCAGCUGCUGAUGAAAAUUCCGAAAGCGCAUAGCCUCAAGCCUGUCGUCACAGCGUUUCUCAAGGUUGUGGGCCAUGAAGGAGGCACCGAUGACAAGCACAAGGAGGUGGUGGACCUGCAUUCAACAGGCAAUCUUCUUUGUGAUGCUUUCGGUUUGCAACCGAAUGAGGCGGAUUUUGAGAAGAGCUGCUUGAAGGAUGCGGUUCCUUGGCUGGAGGGUGUUGCUAAAAAGCUUGCAAGAUAUUUUCUUCAGAAGUUCGAAGACGCGACCGCCAAGUUGAACGCCGGUGUGAAGAAGGUGAUUGCAAUCAAGAUGCCGAGCUUGGACAUGGAGGACGAGUACCGGAAGCAGGGCGUGAGAGUUGUGGGUACCCUUGCUCAGCUCACGGCUGCGGUAGAGGACGACAUCAAGACUUUAAGGGAUGUGCGACAAGCCCUGUCCAACCUGAAAGGCGUCAAGUUCGCUCCGCAAGGGAAACCUCCAGCUGUGGAAGAGAUAUGCGCUUUCCAAGCAAGGUUUCAGGAUCCUUUUGCUCCGGCAACUUACGAGCUUGAUGCUGGCAAGCAUGCAAAAGAAGCAUCCUUCCAUGUGGCCGCAGUGGCUGCGUUGUGCUUGCUUCGGAGUGACGGCAUGAAAAAGGCAGACAGUAAGACUACCAAGCAGGUCGCAGAUGUUGCUGUUACUUUGCGGGGCAAACUGGAGCUCGUGGCAGAAGAUUCUGCGGAUCUCAAGACAGCCGGCAAGCGAUUGCUCGAGGAGUGUGAGACGUACGGAAAAGUCUCGCCAAGGGCAGCGAAAGCCAAGGCGGCGACAGAGACUAGCCACAGCUCGGCAUCCAAGAAGUCGCGAGUCGCUGAGGCACAGGAUGCCGGCAAGAACGUCAACAAGGAGGAAGCGUCCAAGAAUGCGACAGACACUCAGAGCACACCGCCGCCAGAGAAGGCAGCUGCAAUGGCUGGGUUUUUGACGUGUGAUUGCCGCGUGUUGACUGACGUGUAA
This is a messenger RNA of Cladocopium goreaui, 3711 nucleotides long. NCBI's taxonomy places the organism in Eukaryota, Dinophyceae, Suessiales, Symbiodiniaceae. The record is from the annotation of a GenBank genome assembly.